Molecule: messenger RNA, 1236 nt
Organism: Purpureocillium takamizusanense
Lineage: Eukaryota; Fungi; Ascomycota; Sordariomycetes; Hypocreales; Ophiocordycipitaceae
Exons: 2
Coding region: 1-1236 (411 amino acids)
Cellular component (GO): cytoplasm
Molecular function (GO): hydrolase activity, acting on ester bonds
Source: RefSeq, a predicted model, not a curated record
AUGCGCUCUGCACUGCUGGCCGCCGUCAUCGCCGCGGCCGCCGUCCAGGCCGCGCCCUCACCGAUUGCCCGGCGAGGCUACGACAACCACAAGCUGCGGUUUAGACCCGACGGAAGCUUUCACCUAACAGUCUUUAACGAUCUUCAUUUUGGCGAAAAGGCAGAUACCGCCGAGGGCCCGCGGCAAGACGAGAAGACGAUCAACGUCAUGAACAAUGUGCUCGACUCAGAUCCCGUAGACCUGGUGGUGCUCAACGGGGACCUCAUCAGCGGCGAUGCCUCCCAGGCGAAGAACAUGUCGGGCUACGUCGACGACAUCGUGCAGCCCAUGAUGAAGCGCGGGACGUUCUGGGCUUCCACCUACGGCAACCACGAUAGCAGUCAGACCCUUGACCCGAGGAAUAUCCUUGAGCGCGAGAAGCAGCACCCCGGCGCUCUCACGGAGCGAAUGGUCAUGGGCAGAGACGCCGGCGUCACCAACUACUGGCUCCCCGUCUACGCCUCCAACUGCACCAAGGAAGACUCGUCCGACGACCCCUGCGCGCCGAACCUCCUGCUGUGGUUUUUCGACAGUCGCGGCGGCAAGGUCUUUGGCGCCACCGGCGAGGACGGCAAGCCCGUGCCCCGGGCCGACUGGGUCGACCGCGACGUCGUCAGAUGGUUCCGCAAGGAGAGCGUGAGGCUCCGACGCAAGUACCGCAAGGUCAUCCCCUCCCUCGCCUUCGUCCACAUCCCGACCAACGCCACGAGCCUGAUCCAGCGCAAGGUCAAGGGCGACCAGAACCCGGGCAUCAACGACGAGACGCCCGUGUCGCCGCAGGCGCAGGACUGGUGCCCCGACGGGACCUGGGGCGGGGGCAACCCCAACUGCCGCUACGGCGGCCAGGAUGUCCCCUUCAUGCAGGCCCUGUCGGGCACCGAGGGCCUCCUGGCCGUCUUCUCCGGCCACGACCACGGCAACACGUGGUGCCGCCGCUGGAGGGAGGUCCUGCCGGGGACCUUUGUGCGCGGCAACAACAUCCACCUCUGCUACGGCCAGCACGCGGGCUACGGCGGCUACGGCGACUGGGUCCGCGGCGGCCGCCACAUUGUCGUCACCGAGGAGAUGCUCCAGCAAAAGGCCCUGCAGACGUGGAUCCGUCUCGAGACCAAGAACGUGGUCGGCCGCGUCACCCUCAACAGCACGUUUAACGAGGAUAGAUAUGCCGUCACGAGCAACGACAAGACGCAUUUAUAG